ACAUAUUGCCAACUUUCAUUAUCUAUUAAAGAGAUUCUUCCUAAACGAGACAAAUUAAAGAUAAUGGCAAGCAUUUCUCGAGUUGUGCCUGGAGAGGCUAGCGAAUCGGAUUCUGACGACGAACUGAGAAGAGCAGCCGAACUUGUUGCGGGGCGCAGUCAGACGUCCAUCGGGGAGGAGCUGCGGCAGGCAGGUGUCGUGGUUCAGGGUGAGGCUUCGGAAACGGACAGCGAAGAAGAUGAAGAAAUGCAUCGAGCACGAGCAGAGCAACAGCAAUUUCCAUCACAGGCAAACAUUCCUCCUUUGAAAGUCAACCGAGCAUCUCGUUCGCCAUCCAUCGGCAGCCAGUCUUCCAUCAAGUCGGGAUCCUCGGCCUCGCAGAUCAAGGUGUCACCCCUGGAUCCGCCCCGCUACGACACCCUCCUACAUCGGAAGCUCCGGGAGCGUAACAUCAGCCUUCAGAUCAACCUGCAGGACGCUGUUGCUCAAGCCAUCCAGGCCAAGCACAAGGAGUUCAGUAACACCAACCAAAUGCUCACCAAAUCACAGACGGUCAUACAGGAUGUGUGCUACAGUAUGAGGCACUUCUCUGACGACAUCAAGCGCACCAAUGACAAGCUAGAUAUCAUCAGUACCAGCGGGUAUUUACCAGAAUUUAACUUUCCUUCGAAUGGAUCAUGAUGGGGAACAUUCCCUGAACUCUCCUAUUUUGACGAAUGGGAUACAUUUACCGUAAAAUCUGUGUGUAGAGACCGCCAAAUGAGAACAAGAAAAAAAGCUGUCUUUUUGAGGAGGUGGUCUUUGCGAGCGAGUUCCUGUAUCACAUGUGUCAAUGGAGAAGUAUACAAAGGAAAUUAAACAUUAAACACAUUUCUGAAGCUGAUUUGACUGUAUCAGUCAAUCACCACGACGAUUAUUCUUGCAUGUUUACAUGUAUAUGAUCAGGAUGGAAUAUGAAAUGUGUCAGUCACUCAACAGAUGAGGGAGUAAAUCUCAUUUUCAGGGAACUGCCUACAUGUGAAUGUACAUACAUGUACCAUUCUAUCUUUGAGGACAUUUCGAUCUAAAUUUUUUAUUGCCUCGGUUUUAUCCAAGCUGGAUUGCUAGUUACUUUCCAGAAUUAGUAGUGUUAUACUAAGGAGUAAAAGGUAUGUUUAUGAUCAAUAUAUGACUUGGAUGGAGUGUCAUUUGUGGAUCUAUGCCUUGCCUUUGAAAUACCAUCAGUAUUAUUGAUUUGCUUACCAAGCGAUCUACAAUCUGACUAUCACAAUGAAGCCAUGUCAUGAGAUCUUGAAUCAUACCAAAAAGACUUCAAAAGUCUUUAGGUUACAGAAUUCUUCAGAAAAUUUUGAGCUUCCUUGAUAAGAGAUUUUAGUGGCCUGAAGUCUGGUUUAACUAAGGCCAUAGUCUAACUCUGUGCUAAAAUUAUGGGAAGCCAAAAUUUUAAACUUUAUUAACAUUGUGUUUUUCAUAUGUAUGUUUACUGCGCGUUUUGAUUUCAUCAUGUUACAAUGCCAAAGAAAACUAGACAAUUAUGAAUGACCUGCAUAUGAGAUGAGCUGAUAAAUCAAACGUGCAUUGCUUAAUAUUGUGUCACUAUUGGCUAUCCAUAGUUAAAACCCAACUUUAAACCAGAGUUUAAAUUAAACCUGAGUUCAGAAGUACUUUGAGUACCAGUUCCUUUAUGAAUAACAGAAGCCUAAUAAUCAUAGGGAUGUUUCAUUAACCAUUAUGCAUGAUUUUGUGCACAGCUUAGUUCUAUAAAAUCUUCAGAAUAGUGCGACUAUAUGUCUAAUUUGCUAUCGAAAAUGUAACAAAUAUGUUUUUGCAUUAAAAUAUUAUAUAUAAGGAUUGCCAAACAGCAUAUUUCAACUUCAGCUAUAAAUGAGAGUUUGAAAAGGGUUAUUCCUGUUCUUGUUCUUUUUGAAGUUUGGACCAAGUACAUGCACAAUUCAUUGAUAGGUAUGUUCUUGAAGGAAAUCACUCGAGUUUCAAAAGAAGUUUUCAGAUUUAAUACAUGUAUGAACAUUUUUAUCUCUUUUCUCAUGUCAUUUAUUCCCUCUUUAUUUCUAUGUCAUUCUUUAAAUACUUCAUUUUCUUCUGCAAGUUCUGGUAUAAGAAGUGCAAUUUCAUAGUAGAUAAUAAUUUGAUAGUGCAAUGAAAACAAAUAUUAUGUACAGUAUACUUAUACUUUUAUGAAUUAUCUUGUCAUUUAUAAAUAAAGGGUUUACAUGUAUACACUCUCCUUCAAAAGUUUCAGGAACUUUGCCUAAUAGAGUGAUAGGGACUAUUAUUAUUUCAAAUUGAUUUUGAGCUAAUAAUUGGAUGUUUUCUCUGUGAGAAUUAUUGUCUACCUAAAACUCUAGAUUUUAUCUAUGGAACAUUCAGUUGAUCUGUCUGAUCAUGUAUGAGUGAGUUGAGUGCACACAUAAAAAGCAGAACUGCCUUUUAUUUUAAAUUGGAAUAAGUGAUUUUCAGAAUUUAUUUGGUGAAAUUCUUGAUGUGGUUGUAUCAUUCAUCACUUAACUCAGUCACAUACAUGUUUUCUCUUUGUUGAUGAACCCAAACUUGAUAGGGAAAAUUUGCUAAUGUACAGCCCUCAUAAAUUCAGAAUUGCUAAAUUCUUCUGGAUUAUUGAGGAAAAUAAACUAAAAUCCAUUUUGCUUAUAAAUAAAAAAAUGUAAUUGAUUGUAUUACCAC
Molecule: messenger RNA, 2700 nt
Organism: Lytechinus variegatus (green sea urchin)
Lineage: Eukaryota; Metazoa; Echinodermata; Echinoidea; Temnopleuroida; Toxopneustidae
Product: biogenesis of lysosome-related organelles complex 1 subunit 3-like
Exons: 3
Coding region: 64-681 (205 amino acids)
Cellular component (GO): BLOC-1 complex
Source: RefSeq, a predicted model, not a curated record